Molecule: messenger RNA, 25197 nt
Organism: Plasmodium adleri (nom. inval.)
Lineage: Eukaryota; Apicomplexa; Aconoidasida; Haemosporida; Plasmodiidae
Product: E3 ubiquitin-protein ligase, putative
Exons: 1
Coding region: 1-25197 (8398 amino acids)
Biological process (GO): positive regulation of protein catabolic process; protein polyubiquitination; proteasome-mediated ubiquitin-dependent protein catabolic process
Molecular function (GO): ubiquitin-protein transferase activity
Source: RefSeq, a predicted model, not a curated record
AUGAAAAUACCUAUACCCAAAGAUGAUAAUUUCAUAUUAAUGUUAGAUAAAUUAAGUCAGGAAGAGAAGUUUUUUAUUCACAUAUUAUCAACAUGUGAAGAUAAACAUUUGUUAGGUCAUUUAUUUUCAUUCGUUGAUUGGGUAUGGUUAAAAUCAGAUUUAUUAGCAUGGGCUCCAGUAUUGAAUAGAUUUGAUGACUUAUUGAAGAAAUAUAUAAUACACAAUAAAUUAAUAAUGCAAAAGAAAAGUAACAAUAAUGGUGAUAAUGAGAACAGUGAUAAUAUAAUAAUGAGUGAUCGAAUACAGAGGAUAACGGGAUGUACCUUGGAAUAUAAUUACAACAAUUAUAAUGAUAAUAAUAAUAAUAAUGAUAAUAAUAAUAAUAAUAACAAUAAUAAUAAUAAUAAUAACAAUAAUAAUAAUAAUAAUAUUAACAUUUCGUGUCAGUCACCUUGUGAAAAUGGACAAGAAGAAUUUAUACCUUCUGAUUUAUUAGUCGAAGAAAUAUUAAGGUUUACUUAUAAUAUACUAGACAAUUGUUUAAAUAAAACAAAAUAUAAUUCAAUUGAACAUUUAAUAUUACUUUUAUGGAGUUUUAAUCCUAAAUUAUCUAUUUUAUGUGCUGAAAUAUUAAAUAUAUAUUAUUUAUUUAUAAAAAAAACUAAAAAAAAUGAAAAUAAAAUUAAUGAAAUCGUGAAUUUUGUAGGAUCUAUUAUUAAUAUUCCCAUACCAGAUCAUUUACAUCCCUAUAUAAAUAAUGAUAUAGGUAGAAUUAAUGAUAAUAAUUAUAUAUCUGGUUUAGUUUUAUAUUAUUUACAUGACAAAAAAAAUGAGCAAUAUAUGAAGAAUAUAUAUAACAAAGUAGAAAAUAAAUAUUUCUUAGAUUUAAUUGAUAAUAAUAUUGAUGUACAAAAAAUUAAUAUUAAUAAUAUAGAUAUAUCAUUUACAUCUUUAUUUCCAACAAAUAUAAAAUAUAAUGAAGCACAAAAUAUAUUAAAUAAUGCCUUUGAUUAUAUUAUGAAAAACUAUAACAUUCCUGAACAGUAUAUGUAUGAUUUAAGGCAUAAAUUAAGAAUAUAUAUUGGUUUAAUAUGUCCUAAAUAUCGAAGGAAAUUAUUUAAUUUAAGAUAUUUAAUUUUAUCAGGUUCUUUGUCUAUUACUUCCAUAGUGUCACCUCAAAUUGUAACUAAUAACAGUAUAUUUUUAGAAGAAUUAUUAUACUUUUUAAAAUAUCAUAAAUUUGUACAUUUUAAUACAUUACGUAUUAUUUUUGAUUUAUUAAUUACAUCUAUUGAAUCACAUUUAUAUUAUAAGGUCGUUUCGGAUGUAUUAGGUUUACGAUUACAUAGUGGUUUAUUCAUUAGUAUAUUUAAAUAUUAUUUAAAUUAUUUCUUAUCUCCAUUUACCUUUCAAAAGGAUAUAUGUCCACUAUAUGUUAUGAAUGAAAGUGAAAGAGAAGUCUAUAGUAUAAAUGAUAUAAAUGAAUAUUAUAUAAGAAAAAGUAAUCCUAAUAUUAAAACUUCAUUAUAUCCUAAGGAAGCUACUGGUCAUGCAUUUAUGAACAACGACAAUUCAAAUAACAAUACUCAUAAUAACUUAAGUAAUAACAAUAUUAUAAAUAGUAAUAAUAAUUUAAAUUAUUAUACAUUAUCAGAUAACGACAUUUUAAUGAGCAUUUUUAGAGAUUCUAUUCCACCACAUAUGUUGAAUACGAAUAAUACGGAAAUCAAUUCAUUAGUUCAAGCAUCUCAACAUAUAAAUAAUAAUAUGAAUUAUUUUUAUCCAGUAAAUAGAUCUGUUAGUCCAUCACAAGAACAAUAUUUUACACCACGAGCUUAUGCUCAAGAGGAAAAUCAUAAUAAUUUAAAUUUUAAUUAUAAUGGUAGCAAUGUAAUGAAUCAAUCUAACAUAAUGAAUGAACAAAAUGUCUUCUCAUCAGUGCCAUUGGAGACAUUAGGAACUGUUGAAGCGAAUCAAAUGCAGAAUUUAGUUUCUUCAAAUAUGUUAAAUUCUAAUGGAACAUCUAUUGAUAUUAAUACUUUGAAUAUGAACGUACAAUCAAGUGAUGGUUCAUCCCUGAACCACAUCAACAACAGUAAUAGUAAUAGUAAUAGCAAUAGUAACAAUAAUAAUAAUAGUAAUAACAGUUCUAUUUUUACUUUUGGAAGUGUUAAUAAUCAAGGGGAAAGUGUGAGUGCGAUUGAUAAUAUGAACAUAUUUGAUUAUAUAAAUAAUACUCCCAACAUGAUCAAUGACAAUCAUUUGAAUAUUUUAGAUUAUAUACGUCAUAGUCAAUCAAAUAAUAAUAACAACAACAACAACAAUAAUAAUAAUAAUAAUAAUAAUAAUAAUCACCAAAGUGAAAGUAAUAUCGAAAAAGAUGAAAUAAAAUAUGAGAAUUAUAUCAGUGAAGAAACAAUUAUUAAUAAUAUAAAGAAUUGUAAGAAGAAUGGUGAAAAUGAAUUUCUUAAAGUUACUAAAUCAUAUUUUAAACAAUUCCGUAAAAAGAAAAAACAAAUUUCUAUGAUGUUACAAUUAUUAACUUUAUAUCAUACAUGUAUUAUGGAACCAUGUCCUAUAUUAACAAUAGCUCAACAAAACACUUUAAAAUUUUUCCCAUUAUUUUUAUUAGAUAGUUCUACACAUAAUUUGCCAAUUGUACAUUUGUUAUUAAGAAUCAUGGAAACGUUAUUAGACUUCACUCCAAAUUUUUAUUUCACAGUUAAAGAUGAAGAAGAGUUAUAUAAAAUAUUAUUAUCACGUUUUCAAUAUGAAUUUUUUAUGAUGUCAGAUAGUUUUUAUCAUUUGAACAGAAAAGAUUAUUUAAGAUUUUAUUUUGAACCAUUUAAUUAUGAACGUUAUGAUAAAGAAUUUAUAGAAAGUAAUGAGCAAAAAGAAAUAUAUAUAAAAAGGAAGCGUGAGGAAUAUCUUAAUAUUUUAAAUCAUAUGCAAAAUGUUUGUAAUGUUAAAAAUAUGAAUAAUAGUGAUAAUAUUAUGAAUGUUUCUGUUAAUAUGUCUGGUAGUACAUGCCCUAAUAAAAAUAAUCAGAUAAAUAAUUCAGCAGAUGCUAGUCUAAAAAAUGUUAUAUAUAAUAAUAAUAAUAAUAAUAUUGAUAAAAGUACAGUUGAUGAUAAUAUUUGGAAUGUUGAAUGUUAUGAUGAUAAGAGCAUGUUUUCUAUAAAAGAUAAACCACUAAAAAAACUUUUUGAAACAUACAAUGUAAAUGUAGAAGUAACUGAUGAACUGUUAUUAAAUAGAUUUAAUUUCUGGAUGAAAUUAUAUAUAUAUCAAGAAAGAAUGAAAAUAAUAAAAAUGAUUAUUAAAGCAUUAAAUUUAGCUCUUAAAGGUUAUUCACCAACAGAUACUUUAUUAGAUAUAUUUACAAAUAAUUAUAUAUCAGUAAAAAUUAUUAAAUAUAUAUUAAGAUUUCCACAUAAAUUUGGAUUAUGUUUAUAUGGAUAUAUAUUAGGUUUUAUAUAUGAACAUAUAUAUGAAGAUCCAACUAUAUUAUCAACAUUAUUAAAAGAAGGAAUAUUACAUAUUAUGUUAAAUGGUAUUGUUGAACAAAAUCUAAAAGAUGAAACAGUCUUAAUAUAUGUACCAUCAUUAUUAUCACUGAUGUUUAUUCAUAGUAUUGGAAAAUCAACUAUGAAGAAAAUUAAUUAUACACCAAUAUAUAAUCUUUUUCAUUUUGUUAUACAAAGAGAUUAUUUUUUUUUUGAUAGAUUUGGUGAUAUUGCAGUAUCUGUUGGAAAUAUAAUUAAUGAAUUAGAAAAUUAUGGUUUUGUUAUGAAAGAUUUUUUAAUAUUCCAUAUAAAAUUAUUAAAAAAUGUAUUAUUAAAAGGUCUAAAAUUAGGAUAUUGGAAAUGUAUAGAUUAUAAUUAUAUUGAAAAAUAUGUUGAAAAUUCAGUAAAACAAUUACAAGAUAUGCAAUUAAAAGAUUUAAAUUUAAAUAGAUAUAAAUAUAGAAAAGAUAAAUUCUUAUUAGAUAGAUUAUCCAUUUUAUGUAGAUUUAUUUUAUCAUAUAUGAAAACAUCAUGGAUUAAAAAUUUUAUACAAUUGAAUGGUUUAAAAAUUUUAAUGAACUUUACAAAUCUACCUUGUUUCCCACCAAAUUAUAUACACAUUUUUGAGUAUCAUCCAAUAUAUAGUCUUAUUAUGAAAAUUUAUUUAUAUGCUUCAUUUAAAAACUUAUAUAACCAAUUUCUUUAUCCCUUAUAUAAUUUUACAAAUUUUAUUAUGUAUACGCAAUAUCUCAAUUUUAUAUUAAGACAUAAACUUAUAUUCGAUUUAGGUACAAAUAUAAUAAUAGUAAAAAAAGCUGAACUUAGAAAUAUAUUAAAAAUGGAAACAAAUACAAAUAAUAAAUAUAAGAGUAAGUCUUCUAAUAGUAUUCAUAAUAAUAAUGAAUCAGUAUAUAUAUAUAAAGAUCUAUAUAAUUAUAAAAGUAGUUACAAAUACAAUGUGGAUAAUAAUAAAUAUUUUAAGAAAGGAAAUUCUUGUGGACCAUAUAUAGAUCGUAAUAAAUUGCUAUUAACUAAUAUUACUCAUUUAUUUAAUAUUUUAUAUUUUCUAAUAUCAGCAUAUACAGAUGCUAAAGGAUUAUAUGGAAAUGAAGAAAAGUUAUAUGAUUCUCCUGAAAUAUCCAAUAGAAAAAUUUUAGAAAUUUUCUCAGAUGUUUUAAUUUCUAUAGAAAGUGUUUUUGAUUUUUUCUUUACACUUUAUUUUUAUCAAACAAGUGAUUUAAAUAAUACUAUUGUUCUACCAUUAAAAGAUAAAAUAUGUAUACAUGAACAUGUAAAAAGAACAAUUAGAAAUAAUCAAAAUAAAUCAGAUUAUCUCUUAUAUAAUUUAUUUGGUUGUAGUCGUUCAUUAUAUUGUUAUUCUGUUAAUAAUCAUUUAUAUGAUAUCACUAAUGAACAUAAAAAAAUACAUUUUAUAUGUGAUGAAGAUAAUGAUGCAAACGAUUAUAAAUUUAUUGAUAAUUUAAAAAAAAUUGACAAUGAUGAUAAGGUAUAUAAAGCCAUAUAUAAAUAUACUUUUUCUCAUGUUAUAUCAGAAUUUACUAAAUAUCAAAAUAAAAAUUUUAAAACACCAUCUGAUAUAGCAAAUUAUAGAAAAACGGAGAAAUCUAAAUUUAAGAGAUAUUUUUCGAAUUCAGAGGAAUCUAUAAAACGAUCACUAAGGAAGAGCAAUACAACAAAGCCUGUUGUUCGUAGCAAUAUCAAACAUUCAAGUAAAAAUGUGGGCAGCAUUACAAAUAAUGUCAGCAAUAAUAAUAACAAUAAUAAUAAUAAUAAUAAUAAUAAUAAUAAUAAUAAUAAUAAUAAUAAUAAUAAUAAUAAUAAUAACAAUAAUAAUAAUAAUAACAAUAAUAAUAACAACAACAACAACAACAAUAAUAAUAAUAAUAAUAAUAAUAAGAAUCUUUAUUAUAAUAUACAACGCAAUAUUUUAUGUAACACACAUGAUUCACACAAUGUUGUAGAUUUUUCUAAAUUAUAUAAUAUAUACAAGGACAAAUCCAGAGAAUAUAAAAAUAAAUUAAAUCAUGGAGAUAACAAAUAUAACAAAGCAGAUAGAUGCGAUUACAAUGAUUAUUAUAUAGAUGAUAAAAAUAUUCAUAUGCACACAAGUUAUCCAUAUGAAUCCAAGUAUGUUAUGUGUGAAAGUUUAAAAUCUUUGCUAGUUGUUAUUAAAAAAUUUUUUAUUAUGAUUAAUUUAGCUUGUCAUACUAGGCAGCUAAAAAUGAAGACAAGCCCUAAUUACAUAUUUUAUAACGUUAUGCAACAAAAACAUAUUUUAUGUAUAAUUAGGUGUAUAACAAAAUGUAUGAUGAAUGUACCUGUUGUUAGUAAACCUAUACAAGAAAAUACUUACCUAGAAGGAAAUAAUAUUUAUCAUAUUUUAUCAGAUCAUAUAACACAAGACAAAAUUAAUUAUUUAAAUAAAUUAAAUGAUAAAAAACAUAAAAGUAAUAUGCACACUUCAAAAAAUGUAUGUAAAAAUUAUAUAAGAAGAAUGUCACGAGAUAUGCAAGAUAAUAAUUUAAUAAAAAAUGAAAGUGGAAAUAAUGUCUCAACAAAUAAUGUUUCCUGUGAUAUGAGUCAUUAUAACAUGAUGGAUCAAAAUAAGAAUAGUUCCAUUGAUCAUAUGAGUAAUAAUAUUAAUGUUAAUAAUUAUAUAUAUCAAACGGAAUGUAAGAAAGGAGACAAGUAUUUUAAUUUAUACGAUUAUUCAUAUACGCCCUAUAUGAAUUAUAAUGUAGAAAAUAUAGAAAGUGGAUAUCCGGAGACAUUUUAUAUGGAAGAUAUAUUAUUUAAAAGAUAUAAUUUCAAUUUUUCAAAUAUAAGUGUAAUAACAAAUAAGCAAAUAUAUCAUAAUAAAUAUUCUAAUAAAGAAUAUUGUGCUAAUAAGAAUAUGAGUCAUGUUGAAGAAGAAGCAUACGAAGUAUCUUUAAUGGAUUCUAUAAAUAAUUUCAACAACAACGUAAACGUUGACAAUAGCAACAACAACAAUAAUAAUAAUAAUAAUAAUAAUAAUGACAAAUGUGUUGAUAGUUUAAGUGGAGAAUUUAAUCACAUAAAUAAUUUUAGUAAAUAUAAUAAAACAUAUCUUUGUAAUAAUACAGGAAAUAUUAACGGAUUAGAAAACAUAAAUCUUAACAAUUUAAUAAAUAUUUUAAAUAAUAAAAACAAAACAUUAAAUGAAAAUAAUUGUAAUAAUAAAAAUUAUGAAGAUAAAGAAAAGAACGGAUUAAAAAAGAACAAAUUUAAUGAGAAAAAAAUGGAACAAGUUUCUAUUCAUAUACAAGAUUAUACACCAAUAAAAACUAUAAAAUAUAUUUCAGAAAUAAUUAAUAUAUUACAUAAAUUAUUAUCUGAUAAUAAGUUAGAAUUUGUGAGUUAUUUUUAUUUUCUAGAUUUACUAUACAAAGUAGGAACAUUUGAUUUUAUAUUUAAUAUGUUUAAUUAUGUUAUGAGUGUAUAUAUUUCAUUAUUAUCAUUAUAUUAUAAGAAAAAAAAGGAAAAUAAACAAAAUUGUAGUUCCAAAUUUACUAGUUAUAUACCAAUACAUAUUAGUAGAAAUUAUACAUGUACUAAUACAUAUUUUGUAAGAUAUUUAAUUAGACUUAUGUUAUAUUAUGCAGAUACUGAUGUUAAUACAAUAAAAACUUAUUUACAAAUAACAGUUAAAUCAAUAAAUACAUUCUUAGAUUUUUUUAUAAGUUUAAUAAAUAUAGGCAAAUUUAAUAUGAUUCUUUUCUGUUCUAAAAUGUUACAUCCCUUAACAAAAAUACAUGAACAUUUUGAGGGACAACGUGUUGAUCCAAAUGUAAAUAAAAAAGAAAAUGAUGGGGAUAAAAAUAUGAAUACAAAUUCGUGUAGUAAACAAACAAAUUCGGCAAUUAAAGUAAAAGAAAAUAAUAAUAAUAAUAAUAAUGAUAUAUCUAAUGGGUUUAUAUCCAUACAAAAUAAUACUAAUCCAAAUUGUGAAAAAAUUAAUAUGAAUUCUGGAUUUUCAAAUAUUUUAAAUACACAAAACUUGAAUAAUACCAAUGAAUCAUUAAACUUUGAUAAUAAAAUAAAUGGUGAUCAAAAUAAUUAUUGUACAUUUGAAAAGGAUAAUAUCAAUAAUAUAAAUGAGGUAAAAGAUUGUAACACAGAAAGUAGUACUUUUUCUUAUAAUAAUAACUUUUUAUUUUCUUUAGAUUAUUUUGAUAUACUUAAUACUAUAAGAUCAGUAAAAUGUGAUAUAUCAAAUAAUAUAUUUAUGUGGUUAACAUAUAUUAAUAGUACAAGUGUAAAAAUUGGUAAUUUAGGAAGAAAUAAUAUAUACAUAAAUUUUAGCAAUAAUAUUAUUUAUAACUUUUUAAAAAUCAUUUUGAAAUUUAUUCAUCAUUCAACUGAAAUAGAACCAAAACUCAACGAAUUAUGGAUGAAGGAAAAAAAUAAGGAAAAAAAAAAUAUAGCUAAUAAAGAUAAAGAAAAAGAUGCUUUUAAUUAUCCAAAUGUUAAUAUAAUAGAAGAAUGGGGAUUAAUGGGAUUUGAUGAAAAAACCAUUUAUGAUUGCCUGAACUAUUCAGGUACAACUGAUUUAGAUAGCACAUUGAAUUAUUUAGAUAAGGCUAAAGAAAAAGAAUAUUUCUCAAAUAUGAGUAUAGAUAAAACUAUGUCAGAAAAAAAAAAAACUAAGGAUAAUAUGAAAUCAUCCUAUUCAGAGUUUGAUGGAAAUAGUAGUGAUACUUUUUCUAAUUCUAGUAAUAGAAAAAAUGAUGAUAUAGUAAUUAGACGUAACAUCAUGCAAUGUCGUGGGUAUAAUAGUAACUUGAAUGAUAUGACUUCCCACGAGACAUUAAAUACAAAUGGUGUAGCACCUAAUAUUAUUAAUAAUAAUAGUAAUAAUAGUAAUAAUAAUAAUAUUAAUAAUAGUAAUAGUAAUAGUAAUACAUUUGAUAAUUCGUGUAAUAAUAAUAUCUAUCAUUGUAAUAACAAAGUGGAUGAAGAAAAAGAUGAAGAUAUAUUUUAUAAAGAUGAAAAAUACAUUUUAGAAAAAUUUCCAUUCAUGUUUGAUUUACUCAAAGAAGCACAGGAUAAUUCAAUACAUGCACGUAUUUAUUAUUAUGAUAAUAUUAUGAAUCCUAAUAAUAAAAGAGAUAUGAUAUUUUAUAUACAAUAUUAUUUGAAAUCAUUAAGAAAAAAUAUAUUUAAUUCUUAUGAAAAAAAGAAUUAUAUAAAAACUUUUUGGAAUGAAGAAAAAUAUCUUUUAUUAAAACAAUAUAUAUAUAAAUAUAUUUUUAAUAUGCUUAUAAAUAUUAUGCUUACUAUUCCAUAUAAUGAAUUAUCAUUUAUGAACCUAUAUCUUAGUUUCCUAGUUAUAGAUAUUGAUAAAAAAACAGUUAAAUUGUUUUUAGAUCAAUAUAAAAAAACUAUACAUGAUAAAAAUAGUAAUAAAAGUAGAAUAUUUAAUCAUCAAGAUGUAAAAAUAAUUAUAUUAUAUUAUUUUAUAGAAAAUAUUUCUAAAAAAAUUAAAACAUUGAAAAAUGAUGAAGGUAUACCUUAUGAACCUUUCUAUCAUUGCCAUCAUAUGUUUAUGAAUUUACAUAAAAAAAAAAAUAAAGGACUUAAAAAUUCAGAUUCGAAUAUAAAACAGGAUAAAAAAAAAGAUAAUAAAAAUAUUAUACGAAAUAAAUUACCAGAUUCAGGAAAUAUACAAAAUAUAUAUAAUUCUAAUCACCCCAAUACAUCAUCAAAUAAUAAUAUAGGUAAUAAUAUAAUUACUUCAACAUCCCCAAAUAUUACACUCAAUAUUAAUACAAGAUCAAAUGAUAAUAUAUUUAAUAAUAAUAAUAAUAUUAUAUCUGUUAAUGAAAUAAAUCCUUCCACAAAUAUACAUGUAAAUAAUAAUAAUAAUAAUAUAAAUAAUUUAAGUAUUGUCGAUACAAAUAAUAAUAUGCGUAAUAUAAAUCAUCUAAAUAAUAAUCGAAAUAGAGCAAGUAAUGCUAUAGGAAAUAAUAUUUUAUUAAAUUACCCAUUAAAUAAUUUGGAUAAUAGUUAUCAUAGUGAUGAUAAUCCAUUGAACUAUUAUCAAGGUAAUAAUUCAAACCUAUUGGAUGAUAAAAAUGAAAAUAAAAAUAAUAAAGAUUAUCAAAACAAAAAGAUAUUAACUAAUUCUCCUGAUAUCAUAAAUAAUGAUUUAAAUGAUGAAAACAAUUGUAUAUAUGGAACAAAAUAUGCAAAAGGAGAUAUUGAUGUUAUUUAUGAAUCACAAAAAGAUAUGGAAAUUUAUUCAUACCAUUUUUGUUUAUAUAUGUUAUUUUUUACAUUAUAUAAUGUACUUCAUAAAUAUAAUAUAGCAAAGAAUUUAAUUUUAAAUAUGGAUAGAAACAUACUCGAUUAUUGUAUUUUCUUUAUACAAAAAUUUAAUAUUUCAUAUAUAAAAUGUAUAGAAAAUAAUGUUAACUAUUUUUUAGCACUUGAUAAAAAUGUAAGAAAAAUAGAUAAUGAUGAAGAACAUAAUAACCAAAAAAUGAAGGAACAACAUGAUGUAGAGCAACGUAGAUCUGUAUUCUUAAAUGAUGUGUCAUCAUGUAAUGUCAGUAAUGCUGAAAAUGUGGAUAUGAGUUUAAAUGAACAAGAACUAUUAUCAAAGAAAAAUCAAGAAAAAAAUAAAAGAAAAAGAAAAUAUAAUAAAUUAUUAUCUCAAAGUAAAGGAAAUACAAAUUAUAUGGAUCCAUCUGCUUCUAGUUUAGAGAGUGCUGAUAAAAUUAUGGUAUCAUCAUCUCUGGAAAUAGAUGGUAAUAUUAAUACUAACAAAAUGGUGCACAAUAAUAAUAAUGAGCACAAUUAUAUGGGUUGUUGUAAUAAUUAUAUGAAUGAAGCCUCUUUUAAUCUUAAUAAUGAUGCAAAUAAUAUAUAUAAAAUUCAUAUGAAUAAUAAUAUUAAUAAAAAUUUAAAUAACACAAAUUGUGAUAAUCACAUAAUAACAAAUACCAACAAUGUAAUAUCUGAUAAUGAAAUGAAAAAGGAAAAAAUAAAUAUAAUGUAUAACAAAGGUUUAGUUAUAAAUAAAAAUUUAGAAACUCAUAAUAUGCUUAUUCCAUAUUGGAAUUUAGCAGAUGUAGAUAGUUCAGUAUCUAUGACAAAAACUCAAACAAAUAAUAAUUUAAUGGUAGAAAAUGAAGAAAAUAAAUAUAUUUCCUUAUACUCAAAACCUCCAUGUUUUUAUGCACCUUUGUUUAUGUGCUUGUAUAAAAUUAUUAUUAAUUAUUCCUUAUACAAUUUUAAUGAUAAGAAUAAGAAAACAAUUAAAAAGACUAAAGAAGAAAAGUAUAAUGAAGAUAAAAAUAUGUUUUUAAAUAAUUUGAAAAUGGAACAUUAUAGUAUGUUAAAUAAAAAUAAUAGUCACAUGAAUAAAUCAGAAAAGGUAGUAUUUAAUACAAAUGAAAGACGAACUAGUGUAACUGUGGGUACAAGUAAUUAUAAUUUACCUAAUAAUAUUAAAUUACCUCAAACACAUAUGGAAAAUGUAAGAUACGUAUCAACAGAAAAGCAGCAUAAUAUUAUAAAAAUAUGUAUUGAUACAUUAUAUUUUUUCAAAGGAUAUAAUUCACAUUUAUGUUUAAGUAUAUUAAGAAUUAUUGAAUAUUUGACUACUACAUAUAAUAAUGUGGUUUUUUUUAUAACCUAUUCUCCUCCAAAUAUUUAUAAAAAUUUUAAGAAAGUUUUUCAAAUAGAAGAACAAAUGCGACAAAUUAAUAAAACAAAGAAUCUAAAUAAAAAUGAUGAUAAUAAAAACAGUUUAGAAAAGUCUUAUACAAAUAAUAAUAUAAUAAUUAAUUCAUCAAGAAAUAUGGCAAAGGAAGAACUGAUAAGUAAUAACAACAUAAAUGUCAAGAAAGAAAUUCAUAAAAAUAAUAAUAAUAAUAAUGACAAUCACAAUAAUACCAAUUUUAAUGAUCCUGCAUUUUAUUCACUUGAUGGUUUCAAGGGAGAAAGUUCCAUUUUUUAUGAACAGAAAUUAUCUUAUUUUGAUUUAAAUGAUUUAAUAUUAAAUAAUAUGAGUAGAAAUAGUUUAGGUAUAUUAUUAACCAUGUCAAAACAAGUUAAGUUUAAAGAUAUGCUAAUAAUAUUAAUAAGUAUAUUACUUCAGUGCUUUACCGAUAAUUAUGUUAUAGCUAAUAGAAUGGAAUCUAAUUUAAAAUCAUAUUUUGCAUCUCAUGGUAUACCUGUUAAGUGUUUUAUGAAAAAGGAUGAUUUACAAGUAAUUGAAAACGCUAAAUUCUCUAAUGCUUUAGGUGUAUCAUUAAGUGAAUUAAAUCAAGCAUUAUAUCCAUUCAUAUUUAAAAACCCACAAAUUUAUGAGGAUAUAUUAAGUUGUUUAUGUUUUUUCCCAAAUUUAAAAUAUGUUAAGAAAAGUGAAACAAACGAUUUAGAAAAAUUUGGUAUUAAUACGAAUGUCGAUGAUACAUACAAAAUUUUAGAAGAAAAAAAAAAAAAAGUUGAUCCUAUUAUCCAAGUAAAUACAGAUAAAAAGAAAGGUUCAAAUUUUAAAUUGAACACAAAUGGUAAUAUGAAUUUUGAUAUGAAUAUAGAAUAUAAUAAUAUAAACAAUUUUAGUAAUAAUAUGAAUUUGGAAGAUUUUACUAAAAUAGAUUUAUUAAACAAUGAAACAGAAAAAAUAAAAGAAACAAAUAAAAAUCAUGAAAAUAUGAAUGGCAUAUAUAAUAAUAAUAAUAAUAAUAAUAUAUCAAAUAAUAAUUAUUACUUAAAUACUUUACCAAUACCAGAACAUAUAAAAUCCAUUUAUAUGUUAUCUGAAGUAGCUUUUAGUCCAAGAUGUUUAAGAAAAUAUCAUGUCAAAAAUAAUUUUUAUAAUUUUUAUAUUCUAGCAACAUUAUUAGAUUUUCUGAAUUUGUUUACUAUUAUACAGAGUAAAACUCGACUAGCUAAAUUAAAUGGAAAAGAAGAAAAACAGAAAUUUAAUAAAACAUUAAUGGAAAUAUAUGGUACUGAUGCAGAUUUUGAUAAUGAAUUAGAAUAUAAAGUUAUGUAUCCUUUUGCUUUAACAGCUGAUAAUAUGUUAUUUAUAAUAAACUUACUUUUAAAAACUUAUAAACAUUUAAUAGUAUAUCUAAUUAAAAUACCUGCUUCUUUUAAUCAGAAAAUUAUCAAAUCAUUCUUCCAAAGAGAAUAUGGUAUAUAUCAAUUCAAAGGAAGUAUGUUAUAUGUAGAUAAUUCAUCUUUUCCAUAUAAUGAUAUAACAAUUAGUAAAGAAAGUAGAUUAAGUAACAUCUCAUCGAUUUCAAAUUAUAGUAUAACAAGUAAGAAUAAAAAUAAUACAGAUAUAAAUGUAAAUAAUAAUACAAAUGAUGAUUCAGCAAUUUAUUUAUUAACAAAAAAUAAUAAUGAAAAUAAUAAAAAUCAAUAUCCAAUUAUGGAUUUGUCUAAUGUUUUAUAUAAAUUAAUUCGUUGUGAUUCUAUUAAUACACAUACAUAUAAACAAAUAUCAGAAUAUUAUUUACAAAAUUAUAUGCAAUAUUAUUCUCUAUUUGAUUUAUCAAAUUUCACUUUUAGAAGUUGUUUAUUUCCAUUUAUAUAUGAAAAGAAAUAUAUAACUGAUAUUCAUAAUAUGGAUUUGAUAGAUUAUGUUUCUAAUAUUAAUAAUUCAAAUAAUAUUGUGUUUACGCCAUUUUUAAUAUUCUUAUUCAAGAGAAUAUUACCACAAUUUAUUUGUCUCAAUUAUCCUUCCUUACGUAGCCCAUACUCUUUAAAUACAUUUAAAAAAAACUAUCCUAAUAUGGAAAAAUAUUAUGCCUUAAGAAAUAAUGAAAAUAAAAAUUUGACAUAUCUAAGACAUAUACUUAAUUUUAUUCAAUUAAUUUUUGAUAUACAUAAUGCGAAUUAUGAUGUACAUAAAAAGGUUGUAUUAGAAAUAAUGCACUUGCUUAAAAUUUAUUCUAACUUUCAAAAGAAAAAAGAUAAUGUAAACAAAAAUAUUAAAGACAAUGAUCAUGUAUUUUCUAAUGUUAUGGAUAUUUUCACAUAUGCAGUAAGUUCCCUAUUAUAUAAACUCGUGAAUGAGGAACAGAAUAUUAAAAUUGAAAAGCCUUCUAUUGUAGAAGAUGAUCAAUGUAUAAAUAAGAAGAAAAAUAUAUCGGAACAAUAUCAACUACAUCAAAAAGGGAAGAGUAAAAAAAAUAAAAAAAAUGACGAUAGUGAUAAUAGUGACGAAGACAAGUUUAUGGGUAACAAUCGUGAUAAUGAUAAUAAUAAUAAUAAUGAUCAUAAUAAUAACAACAAUAAUAAUAAUCACAAUAAUAAUAAUAAUAAUAACCACAAUAAUAAUAAUAAUAACAAUAACAACAACAAUAAUAAUAAUCACAACAACAAUAAUAGUAAUCACAACAAUAAUAAUAAUCAUAACAACAAUAAUAAUAAUCACAACAAUAAUAAUAAUCAUAACAACAAUAAUAAUAAUCACAACAAUAAUAAUAAUAAUGAAGAUGGGGACGGAGAUAAUGAAGAUAAAAAAAAUGAUAACAACAAAACAUUUUAUUAUAACAGAGAACAACUUAUAAUGUUUAGAAACUCUUUAUGUAAUUUAUUAAAUAAAUUAGAUUAUUCUAAAGAAGAUUUUGCAAAUGUAGCCACUUCCAUAAUUAGAUGUCUAUCCGUUUUAACAUCUGCACCUGUCAUGGGAUAUCCUAUAAAAACGAAGAAUAAUAAAUUAUUUAUGAUAAAACUAAAUAAACUUAAUGAAAAGAAAAAUACAAAAAUAAAAAAAAUAAAAAGGAACAAAAGAAGAAAAAAUGUUUCUUAUGUUACCUUUUUAAACCCAUCAUAUGUCCGCUUUAGAUCGGAUUCAAGUAAUAAUGAUUCUGAAUGCUCAGAUAUUCCAUAUUCAGAUGAUUCGGAUAUCUCAUAUGAAGAACACUUUAUUUUUGAUAAUGGUGAAAGUGAUGAAGAAGAUGAUGAUAUUCGUUAUGAAUACGAAGAAGAAAUGGAUGAUGAUUAUAUGGAAGAGGAAGAAAUAGUAAAUCAGGAAGACGGUGAGGAAGAAGAAGAAGAUGAUGAUGAAGAGGAAGAAGAAGAUGAAGAAGAAGAAGAUGACGAAGUAGUGGACGGAGAAGACGACGAAGAAGCACAAGAUGAAGAAAAUGACGAUGAGGAAGGAAAUAAUGAAAACGAAACCUUAUUUAAUGAUGAGUAUUAUAAUCAAACAGAUAAUGAUAAUGAUAACAAUAAUAAUAGUAAUAAUAAUUUAUUAAAUGAUGAAGCAAAUGACGAUAUGUCUAAUGAUGAUGAGGAAAAUGAUGUAGAAAGGGAUGACGAAGAUGUUGAAGUAGAUGAUGACGAAGAAGUUGAAGUAGAUGAAGAUGAAGAAGAAGGAGAAGAAAUGGAUGAUGAUAUGGAAAAUGAAGAUGAUAUAGAAGAAGAUGAUGAAGAUGAUAUAGAUGAUGACGAUGAAGAUGAAGAUGAUAUAGAAGAUGAUGAUGAAGCAGACGAUGAAGUAGAUGAUGAAGAAGUUUUAGAUGAUGAAUAUGAUGAAAUUGACAUUGAAGAUGAGGAUGCUGCUGAAAGAAAUAGUAAUGAAGAAAAUAAUAAUAAUAGAAAUGUACAUGUACAUGCUUAUUUGGUUCAAGAUAGAAAUGAAAUUGAUGAAGAUCAGAUAUAUGAUAAUUCUAACGAUUUAUUACUUCCUCAUGAAAUAGAUGAAAAUGAGGAAAUUUUAUCGAACAUGGAUGAUAAUAAUAAUAACAUUGUAUCAAGAUUGGAUUUGGUUUCGGAUAGUAGUAAUGAUAUGGAUGAACAAAAUGUUCAUCGAAUUAGAGAAAUAGAUGAAACAGAAGAUGAUGAAGAAGAUGAUGAUGGAGAGGAUGACGAUGAAGAUGACGAUGAAGAUGACGAAGAUGAUGAUGAUGAUGAUGAAGAUGAUGAUGAUGAAGAUGAUGAUGAUGACGAAGAUGAUGGAGAAGAUGAUGAAGAAGAUGAUGAUGAAGAAGAUGAUGAAGAAGAUGAAGAUGAAGGAGAAGAAGAAUAUGAAGAUGUAGAAGAAGAAGAUGCAGAUGAAGAAGAACUUCAUAUAAAUAAUAGUACAUAUAAUGUUAAUCAAAAUGUAGAUAAUAUUAGAUCUAAUAAUAAUAAUACAGAUUUAAUAGAUAACGAAAUAAAUGUAAAUAAUUCUUUAUUAAAUUGUAAUGAAAAUCAGCAUGAAAUAUUAGAUAUCUUAUUAGAAGAAGACGGAGCAUAUAAUAUUAAUGAUGAUAUAGAUGAAUAUAAUGAUGAUUAUGUAGACGAAGUGGAUAAUAAUAAUAAUAUCAAUAAUAAUAAUAACAACAACAAUAAUAACAAUAAUAAUAUCAAUAAUAGCAACAAUAAUAAUAAUGCAAGUAAUAAUAACCGUUUUAGUAAUAUUGUUAAUGUACAGACCCAAAUUGUAAACAAUAAUCAAAUGAGAAAUAGAAUGAAUGCAACAAAUGAUAUAGGACAUAUUAAUAAUUUACAAGAAAAUAUCAAUACAAAUCAUAUGAAUUCAGUUUCUCAAUAUAACAUUAAUGGUAAUAUUUCAAAUAUAUCUAAUAAUACAUGUACAGAUCAUAAAUAUUCUUCAAACGAAAGAGAUGCUUUAGAAAAUAAUGUAAAUAAUAGUGUCCCUGUUCAUACUGAAAAUAGUGCACAUGAUCAUCCUAUAAAUUCCUCAUUAUUAGAUAAUAAUAAAAAUAAAAAUAUUUCAAAUAAUAUCAGUUUGAUACAUAAUAAUACAAUGGAAACGAAAAAUAAUAUUCUUCCUAACACCUUAGCAAGUAACAUUCAGAAUAAUGUAGAUAUACAAACUAAUUUAUGUAAUAAUGUAAAUGCAAAUAGUUGUUCUAAUAAUAUUUAUGAGAAAGAUCAAACCAAAAGUGAGAAAAAAGGUACAAUUAAAAAUAACAUCAAUUUAGAGAAUAAAGAAGAAAAUAAGAAUGAAAAUAUUAAUAAAAAUAAUAAAAUAAAGAAUGAACAAAUUAAUAAUACUAAUGUUAAUAAUAUGAGUAAUAUUGAAAAUGAUAUUAAUGAUAAUAUAAAAGUUGAUAAAAACAAUAUUAAAAAUAAUGAUUCAUAUCAUGUCAAAGAUAAAAGCAUGUUAGAAUCAUCGGAAAGUACAACAAAUGUUAGAAAUGUAGAUGAAAAUAAUGUAAGCAUUAUUGAUUUAUAUUAUCAUUUUUAUGGUUCUAAUAAUAGGGAUAUAAAUACAUUAUUAAAUGAAAAUAAUAGUAUCUUAUAUUUGAAUGAAACGGGACAAAUAAACUCGACACAAAUAAAAGAAACCAACAAUAAAGUUAAUAAUAAUAAUAAUAAUAAUAAUAGUAAUAGUAAUAGUAAUAAUACAAAUGCUGAUAAUAAAGAUUCAAAAAAAACAGAUAAAUCAAAUAAUGCAAAUAAUGCAGAAGAAGUACCAGUAGUAUCAAAUAAUAACAACACUGAAAGUGUAGAAGAAUUUAAUAAUAUAACCAAUCUUAAUAUAGAAAAUUUAAUGGAUCAACUAUAUUCAACUUUAUUAAGUACAGAUAUAAGAGCAAAUGAUCUUUUAAACAAUGAAAUUAUAUCAUUGGAAAAUAGAGCUAAUCGUGUACGAAGAAAUAAUAAUUUUAAUAAUAUUAUAGAAGAGAACAGUUAUAAUAUUAUAGGUGAUAAUAUAACAGAAAACCGUAAUUUAUAUGAUAAUCGUUUUAAUAGAAAUAAUAGUGUUCCAUAUAUUCAUAGAAAUGUAGAAAGAUUAAAUAAUUUCCCUCCAUUACCAACAUCAAGCAAUAAUACAAACAUGAGAGCAAGUUGGAACAAUAGAAAUAUAAAUCGUCCUAAUAGCAUAACAAAUAAUACCCUGAACAAUAUAACAAGUAGUAUUAGAAAUAAUAAUUUGAGAAACAUAUUUAGCAAUAUUAGAAAUAAUAAUAAUGAAAAUGUUUUAAAUACACAUAGAGCUAUUAAUAUUGUUCCAUCUAUUAUAAGAAAUGGUAUAGUUCAAAAUUUAUCAGCAAUGCAACAAAAUAACAAUGAUUCAAAUAAUAAUAAUAAUAGUAAUAAUUUACCCACCAACCAAGUUACAAAUAAUACAAACGAAAGAACAAACGAAAAUAAUCAUAUUCAUAAUAAUAAUAAUAAUAUAUCACAGAGUGGAGUUACGAAUAAUGAGCAAAUACAAGUUUCAGAAUCAAAUAAAGAUAAAAAUCAAAUAAAAGAUAAAGGUACUAAAAUUGAGAAAACAGAUAUGUUAACUAAAAAAUAUAACAAAAAUCAAGCGCAAUUUAAUAUGGUUGAUGCUAUUAUUGAUAAUGACAAAGUAUUAAAGAGUGCUAUUUGUAAUACGAUGUAUAAUAGAUUAUGCAAAACUAUACCUAAGGUUCAUAUUAAAUUACCUUUAGAAAAUUUAAUUGAAGAGAAAAAAAGAAUUAUUCAAACCUUGAAAAAACAAAAGGAACAAAAACAACUACAAGAAAGUAUAAAAGAAAACGAUAAUAAAAAAUCCAAUAAUGAAGAUCAAAAUGACUCAGAGGAUGUAAACAACAACAAAGAUGAUCAAUAUAAAAAAGAUAAAAAGGAAAACAAGGACAAAAAAUUAUCUCGUUGUACUGCUACUACAAAUGAUAAACAACAAAACAUGAAUGAAGAAAAUGAAAUAAUUGAGUCCAAUGAAAAUGAUAAUAUAACAAAUGUACAAAUAAAUUCCAAUAACGAACCAGAAAAUACUCAAUUGAAUAAUAAUAAUAAUAAUAAUAAUAAUAAUACAAAUAAUGGAUUUAACCCUAACGAAGGUGAUAAUGAUAGUGAUAGUGAUGAUUAUAAUGAUAACAGUGAUAAUAAUGAUAAUAAUGAUAAUAAUAAUGAUAAUAGUGAUAAUAAUGAUAAUAAUAAUGAUAAUAAUAAUGAUAAUAAUAAUAAUAAUAUUGAUGAAGAAAAUGAAGAAGAUUAUAAAAAUAUUAAUUAUGACGAAUUAUUUGAUAAUAUUUUAAAUAUUGAAUCACUUCUUAUAAUUUGCUGUUCCUUAGGAAUAAGUGAAUCUCAAUUUUUGGAACUCUUAAAUGUUGAUAGAUCAUUUCUUUUAGAAUUACCAUCAAAUUUAAUUGAUGAACUUAUAAUUCAAAAUUUAAAAAAUAUUACCUUAACAGCUAUUAAUGAAAAGGCACAGGAUAAUAUAAAAAACAAGAAAACAAUAUCAAUUAAAAUGUAUAAGAAUUAUCUGAAAUAUCAAGAAUAUAAAAAAGCCCAAGAAAAUAAUGCAUCGAAUGAAAACAAUACAAAUGACCUAUCAAAUAACACAACAGGUAAUAAUAUAACAAAUGAUAACAAUAAUAAUAAUAAUAGUAAUAAUAAUAAUAAUUUGUCAAGUGCUAAUUCUACGACGAAUAAUUCUGUUACAGAAAAUAAUGAACGACGUACUAAUGAAAAUGCAAUGGAAAAUCUUGAUAAUAGUACAAAUAUUCAAAAUAAUACGAAUGAUGAAAAGGAACAAAAUAUUCGUAUAUAUAAUAGUAUAAAAAAAAGCUAUUUAGAAGCUUUACCAUCAAGUAUUAGAUCCGAAAUUAAAAAAAGAAUUAUAGGAAAUAGAACUGAAAGAACUGAUGUACAAGAUGAAACUAAUAUUUCUUUUAUAGAUUCCUUAACACCUGAAUUAAGAAGAGAUGUGUUAUCAACAGCUAGUAUAAGAUUUAUAAGAACAUUAACUGAAGACAUGAUAGAAGAAGCUAGGAACCUAAGAUUAGUUAUAUUAAAUAAUCGUAAUAAUACUCUAAAUGCAAAUAAUAGAAAUAGACAAAAUAUUUCAAAUAAUGAUGGAGCAAAUACUACAAGUACAAAUAACAGAAGUGUAAGUGAUAGAAAUACACAAAAUGUGAAUAAUACAAACAAUACAAAUAAUACAAGCAGUGUAAAUAAUACGAAUAAUAUAAAUAAUGCGAACAGCACAAAUAAUACAAGUAAUAUAAAUAAUGCGAACAGCACAAAUAAUACUAACAAUGUGAAUAAUAAUAGCAAUAUAAAUAAUGUAAGCAGUACAAAUAAUAUAAGCAAUACAAAUAAUGUAAGCAAUACAAAUAAUGUAAGCAAUACAAAUAAUGUAAGCAAUAAUAAUAAUAGUGGUAGUACUAGUAGUAGUAAUAAUAACAGCAGUAGUAGCAGCAGCAAUAUAAACGGUUCCAAUGUAGCAAAUUUAAUUAACAAUAUAAGAAAUAAUAUUCAAGUUAGAAUUAGUAAUCGUGCUUUGAGAAGUGUAUCAAACAAUUUAAAUAAUAAUAAUGUUAACAAUAAUAAUAUAAAUAUUAUAAGUAAUAUAAACAAUAUUAAUAGUAUUAAUAAUAUGAAUAUUAUUAACAAUAAUAAUAUGAUUGUGAACAAUUUUAAUAGAAGUAAUAGAAAUAGUAAUAGACUGGUUUUUACUGGAGGUAAUCGAAACAGUCUUAAUAAUAGACGUCGUUUGAAUUUACCUCUAAGAAAUUCUCUUUCAAAUAUGCAGAGAAAUAAUUUUAUUAGAAUUACAUAUAAUGAAAAUAAUGCUCCAGUUAUUAUGAUAAACACAGGUCAUGAAAAUUAUGACAGUUUAACAGUUACUCGUUUUAUUGAUAAUAUUAUGGGUAUUAGAACAAAUGAUUCACUGGCUUCUGGUUUGCCUUUAGGAGAUAGUAAUAAUAGUAGUAAUUAUAAUAGUAACAACAACAACAAUAAUAAUAAUAAUAAUAAUAAUAAUAACAACAAUAAUAAUAGUAAUAGUAACAAUAAUAAUAAUAAUAGUAACAACAACAAUAAUAAUAAUGAACAAUCAAGAUUAUUAAUUAAUAACCAAAAUAGAAAUGUACAUCAUAAUAAUAAUGUGGAUCAUAAUUAUCAUGUUAUGAAUGAUGACAAAUAUUUAGAAAAAGAAGAUGAUAUGUUAUUGAGUAAAUAUUUAAAAAAUUUAUUUCCCUCUUUGAAUAGAUUUAAUGCUGAUAAUUCAAGAACUUCAUCAUUAUAUGUAUGUGUAGAAGAACCAGUUUCGUUUCAAGCUUUAAUUGAUAUAUGUAGAUUAUUAUUUUUAAAGAAAGAAAUUAAUAAAAAAAUAAUGUUUACAUUAUUUUGUAAUUUAACAUGUUCAUAUCAAAAAACAAAGAUAUAUACACUACAAUUAUUUAUGAACAUUUUAUGGUGUGCAUCAGCUGAUUUACACGCAAAAAAAAAUAAUCCAUCAGUGGUAUAUUUAAAUUCUAUAAAUUUCCCUCCAAAAAUGUUAUAUUAUAAUAUGAAUAAGAAACAUUAUGGUUUAUUUUCAGAUAAUUAUUUUAUUACUGCAUCUAUAUCAGCAGAAAGGGUUCUAGAACAAGUACAGUCAUUACUCAUUACCGUGCCUCAUAUUUCUUCAUUCUUUUGCACAUUUUUAAUACACCCAUCUUAUUUUAUGCCGAACUGUUUAGAUGAAAACAUGGUAACUAAAAAAGAUGAUGGAGGUGAACUUAAUAUUAAUAAGGAUCAUAAUAAUUUAAUGGAUGUUCCAUAUUAUGAAGAUAAAAUGAUAAAGAAUGAAAGGACUAAUGCAGAGAAGAAUAAUAAUGAAAUAAGAAAUUAUCAAAAUAAAGGAGUUGUAGAAGAUGUAGAAGAAGAAAAAGAAUAUGAUGAUGAAGCUGUCAUUUUAGAAUAUGAAUUAAAAAGAAAAAGACCAAAGAUGGAUGAAAAAAAAAAGAACAAAAAUGAAAUAUUAGAUAUAUAUAAAAAUAAUACUAACAUUAAUGAUAAUAUGAGCCCACAAGUAGAUAUAUCUAAAUAUGAAUAUCCUAUAAAUAUCUUAUUCAAACUAUUAAAUUCAUCAUUAUAUUUAACCUCUAAAAAAUUAAUGAGUCAUUUAUUAUCAGUUAUUUAUAAUUUAUUAAUUAAUUGCGCCAAAGAAAAUCAUAAUUAUGCAAAUUUUACAAGAUGGGUAUAUGCAGAAAAUUUAGAAGAAAUAAUAAGCAUGGAAAAUAAAAAUAAUGAAGAGGAAAUAACAAAUGAUGAUGAUAAUAAUAAUAAUAAUAGCAACAGUAAUAAUAAUAAAAUAUCAAAUGAUAAGAAUAGUACAACUGUUGAAAAAAAUGUUGGCUCUACAAAUAAAGAAAAUACAAAUAAAAAUAAAGAUACAAAACAAAAACAAAAUAAAGAAAAAGAAAAUUUCCUUUCUUCAACUAAAAUUGAUAAAGAAUUAUUAUUAAAUAUAAAACGUUUAAAACCAAUAGAUGAAGAUAUAGAUAAAAAGGAUUUAAUUUCUAAACCAUAUUAUUUAUUAGAAGUUAUAUCAAAAGAUUCAUUACGUAAUUUAUGUAAAUUAAUAUGUAAUUACAAAACAAACUUUUUAUGGAUUAAUAAUAUGAAUAAUACAUCAAAUAAUAAUAAUAAUGUAAGUAAUAAUUUAGAACAAGUACAUAAACAAGAUAUAUCAUCACUAAUACAAAUUAUGGUUAUGUUUUUUUCUCAUUAUAAAUUAAAAGAUAUAAUUAUGAGAUCUUUUAAACGUCAUGCUCAUGUAUUAAUAAAAAGAAUUAUUUAUGAUUUAAAAAAAAUUGUUCGUUCAAUUCACAAUAAAACAUUCAAUAUAUAUUCUGUUGAUCAUUCUGAUAGUUUAGAACAAAAAUUAAUUGCCUUCUAUAGAGUUAUUACUAUACUAUUUAAUGCACCCACAAUAUUAGAUGGUCUAACAAAUAAAAGUGAUACGAUUAAUUUAAAUAAUACGAAUCAUAAUAUAUCAAACGUCGAAGGUGUAAAUAUACCUGUUCAACAAAAUGAUCAUAUUAAUAAUAAUGAGGUACAUAUAAAUAGUAAUAUAUCCAAUACAAAUGAUUGUAAUACUACUAUAAUGAACAAUGUAACGAAUAAUAUUGAACAUAAUAUAUCAUGUGAUAUAAAUGAAAACGAAACAAAUAAUAAGAUGAACCUUGUAAAAAAUAAUGAUAUCAACAAUGAAACAAUCAAAAAUGAUAAUGAGAAACAUAUUAAUAAAACAACAAUCGAUGGAGAAACCAAAUUUGAUAUAUGCGCAGAUUUUUUUCUCUCAAUUAAUAUUGAUUUAUUAUGGGAAGAAUUUAAUAAAACCAUGCAAGUUAUUAAUAAUUCAUUGAUUGAUAAAAAUUAUAAAUUUAAAGAUAGCUAUUAUUAUAAAGAUUUAACCACAACUAAAGAUGAUUAUAAGAAACAAAAUAGUAAUGAUAAAUUACAAACGAGUUAUAUACAUAAAACGAAUGAAAAAGAAGAUAAUAGUAGUAAUAACAAUUUAGUUGAUACACAAGACAAAAACAGAGUUACCUUAUUUAAUACAGAUACUUCAUCUAACGAAUCUUCAGAGCAUGGUGAUAUAUAUUCAAAUGAUAGAUUAUCAAGUAAUAUACAAAGCGAAGAAUUAUUAACAAAUGUAGAAAAUGAAAAUAACGAUGAAAAGAAAAAAGAAAAUGAUGAUGAACCACCUCCAACCAUUUUAAAUUAUCUCUUACCAUUAAUGGAAGCUUAUUUAUUUAUUGAAGAAGUUAUAUUAGUAUCACAAUAUAAAUUAAGAAAAUUUAAAGAUUUAGAAAAAAAAGUAGCCAAUUUAAAUGUAGAAAGCAUCAAAAUUAAUGAAAAGUUGGCAUAUGAUGAUAGCCCAUUUUAUAUAAACAUAUAUAAUAAGAAGAAAAUGAUCAAGAAAAAGAAUAAAAAAUAUAAAAGUACAAAAGAUUUAUUGGCUGAAAUAUUUGAGGAUUCUCAAAUCAAUAGUAAUUCAACUAAUAUGAAUAAAAUUAAAAGAAAAAUGUCUACAAAUAAUUUGAUAGAAAAAGAAGAGGAAGAAGAAGGUGAUCAAAUAAAACAUAGCAAAUAUGACCAAACACAAAAAAACCAAAAUGAUUAUACUGAAGAUGAUUCAAUGAAUAAUAAUGAAGUUGAAAAUGAAAAUGUAAAUGAAAAUGAAAAAGAUAGUGUUGAAGGACAAGACAAAUUGGUAAAAAAUAAAUUGAAAAAGACAAAAUUAAAUGAGGAUCAAACAAAUGAUAGUAAUAAUAAUAUACAACAGUUAAACAAAAGAGAAGAAAUGGCAUGUGGUAAUCAUGAUGGACAAGAAAAACAAAACGAUAAAGAAAAUAAAAAUAAAAAUAAAAAUAAAAACAAAAAUAAUAAUAAUAAUAAUAAUAAUAAUAAUGAUAGAAAUAACGAACAAUUUUAUUCCAAUAUCAAUCAUGACAAUGUGGAUGAAAAUAAUUCUAAUAGUUUUAAUAACAAUAUAUCCAACGAAAUAUCAAACCAUAAAGAAGUACAAGAAUAUCAAGAUAGUGAUACAUAUGAUGAUGAUAAUGAUGCAGGUGUUGAUCAAUAUAGUAGUUAUCAUAAUGACGGAACAGAUGACAAAGAUGAUGAAGAAGAAAGUGAUAACGAUGAAUAUAUACAAAUUAAAUUAGAAGAUAAUGAAGGAACAAUAAGCAGCCGACAUAAAAAAUUAAUAAAAUUUGUUUAUAUCAAUAGAAGAGUUAUUAAUAGCUUAAUAAAACAAACACCUAUUUUAUUACAUCAUAACUUCAAAUCAUUAAUUAAGUUGACUUCUUCAUGUAUUAAUUUUGAAAAUAAAAGACAUUAUUUAAGAAAAAAAUUAAAAUAUUUAAAAUCAGGAAUAAGAAGUGAUCCAAUACGUUUAAGUAUAAGAAGAGAAAAGGUAUUUACAGAUUCAUAUUAUCAAUUAAGAAAUAAAUCUGGUAAUGAUUUAAAAGGAAAACUUGUAGUAACCUUUAAAAAUGAAGAAGGAGUAGAUGCAGGUGGAUUAACAAGAGAAUGGUAUUCUAUUUUAGCAAAAGAAAUAUUUAAUCCUAAUUAUGCUUUGUUUUGUAGAGAAGGAAAGAAAAGUGAAUUUAAUCAUCCCAAUCCAUUGUCAUAUAUAAAUCCUGAUCAUUUACAUUUCUUUAAAUUUGUUGGAAAGUUUAUAGCUAAAGCUAUAUAUGAUGGUCAAGUUAUUGAUGCAUAUUUUUGUAGAUCAUUUUAUAAACAUAUGCUUGGUAGAAAAAUCUUACCAGCAGAUGCAGAAUCAGUAGAUCCUGAAUUUUAUAAUAGUUUAAUACAGAUAUCAGAAUAUAAAUUAGAAGAUUUAAAUUUAGAAAUUAAUUUUAGUACAGAAAUUGAUGAAUUUGGAAAAACAAAAGUUAUAGAUUUAAUACCUAAUGGAAGAAAUAUUCCAGUAACUGAUGAAAAUAAACAUAAAUAUAUUGAACUCUUAUGUGAAUUAAAAGUAACUAAUAGUAUAAAAGAACAGUUAGAAGCAUUUAUGGAUGGAUUUAAAGAAUUAAUCCAACCAAAACUAAUAUCUAUUUUUGAUGAUAAAGAAUUAGAACUACUUAUUAGUGGUAUACCAACAAUUGAUUUAAAUGAUUUAAAAGAAAAUGUAGAAUAUCAUAAUUAUACUCCUAAUUCUAUACAAAUUAUUUGGUUAUGGGAUGUAUUACAAGAAUUUGAUGAAAAUAAAAAAGCAUCAUUCUUACAAUUUGUUACCGGUACAAGUAGAGUACCAUUAGGAGGAUUCAAAAAUCUUAUGGGUAUGAGAGGAGCACAAAAAAUGAUUAUUUAUAAAGCAUAUGGAGAAGACCGUUUACCAACAGCACAUACAUGUUUUAAUCAACUUGAUUUACCAGAAUAUUCUUCAAAGGAAUUAUUAAAAAGUAAGUUAAUAAGGGCUAUCAUGGAAGGAAAAGAAGGAUUCGGUUUCAUAUAA